Messenger RNA from Microbotryum saponariae, 2445 nucleotides. Lineage: Eukaryota; Fungi; Basidiomycota; Microbotryomycetes; Microbotryales; Microbotryaceae. The record is from the annotation of a GenBank genome assembly.
AUGGUCGGUUUUGGCACUUCGCCAAGUUUCCUGACCGCGACGGCGGUGGCCGCACUUUGCCUCACCGGCGUCAACGCGCUUACUCGGCGUCAGGGCAGGUCGGCUCGCGUCGCGGACACCGACUUCAGCACUCGAUGCGCCAACAUGGCGAGUGUCAAGAUGCCCGACAUGACCAUCUACGCGACGGAGCACUACGGCGCCAACUCUACCUUCAGCCCCUCUGGUCGUGAGUUGACUCAUUGGCCGUUGACAGACCGGCAGGAUUUUCACCCGUGUUUCGCACACCCCUGGCCUGCACUACCUUUGCACAAUACCUCAGCUGACACUUCAAGCUGGUCGCUUCGGCCGUCUCUACAGCCUCCCGCUCCUACAACGACCCCGUACCUGGACUCGCUGCUUUCUGCCGAUUCGGUGCCGAGAUCAAGACCUCGUCCCAGUCCAAGGUACGUCGCGUAUUCACAUGCUCGCGAUUGGCACCUCUCGGACGCUGGCUUACUUCUCCGGCUCUCGCGCUUCUCCGGCACUCGCGAACUUUUGCAGGUCCAGUUCGAACUCUGGAUGCCCGAUGACUGGUCCGGCCGGUUCGCCAUGGUCGGAAACGGAGGUGACGCCGGUAGUGUCAACUACCCCGACAUGGGCGUCCCCUUGACCAAAUGUGAGUCUCCCUCCCCUUGACGGGCCCCGCUCCCUUUUCUCCACGCGGUCAGCACUGACAGCUCCUCUCUUCGAUGUUCUUCGGUGUAAUUAUCUACAGACAAGUUCGCUGUUGCCUCCACCGACACCGGUCACAGCGGCUGGGGCAACGACGGCUCCUUCGCCAUCUCGAACCCUCAGAGCCAGAUCGACUUCGGCCACCGAGCCGUACACCUGACGGCGACCUACUCCAAGAGUCUCAUCAGAACCUACUACGGUGGGGGCGGAGCCAACCACAGCUACUGGAUUGGUGAAUUGCUCUGGAUAAAAGACUUUGGGCCCCCUGUUUCAGCUGCUGACGGUCCUUCGAAUGUAAUAACCGCUCCGAACCGCUCAGGUUGCUCCUCCGGUGGCAGGCAGGGGCUCAAGGAGAUCCAGCUCAACGCCGACACCUUUGACGGUGUCCUUGCCGGUGCCGCAGCUCAAUGGUGGCCACGUGAGUCGGAAGCCUCCCGGUUGCAGUCACUUUGCACGAGUACUGAUCUCGGAACGCCCCCCUCUUGGCCUGCUCGUGAAUUUCAGAUCUCAAGUGAGUCUUUCUUUGCCCGGAUAGGAACUUUGCCCCUUGAAGAAAGCCAUGGAUUGACGAACACGGCUCGACGUACAUCUCCUACUAUUUGCGUCAUGCAGCGGUCAAACGUACCGAAUUAACACCUUCGUCAACAAGAUCGGAUCGCCAGGCUACCUGACCGCAGCCAAUUACGCAACGAUAGGCACCGAAGUGCUCAACCAGUGUGAUGUCCUCGGACUGGACAAGCUCAAGGACGGCAUUAUCACGGACCCUGUAAGUUGUCUCCCAUCUUCUUGUCUGGGCAAGCACAACCGCUUGACUCCUUCCUAUCCUUCUUGGUAUCAUAACAGACCAAGUGCUCGCCGAAGCUCGAGGGCUUGCUGUGCUCGGCUGAGGGCGCGAACCAGACGACCUGCUUGUCCCAAGCCCAGAUCAAGACCAUGUACGCGAUCUGGGCCGAUUGGAAAAGCUCAACCGGCCUUGCGACCGGACCAGGCGGAACAAACUACUUCCCAGGUUUCCAGCCUGGAGCCGAGGGCUACCCCGGCUUCUCCGUCACCGGCACGCCCUAUGGCCCUUCAACCGAUUACUUCAAGUGAGCCUGAUCAUCCGUGACAUCGUACUCCCACACUCUCUGAUCGACGCUUGUGUGUCUCCCACCGUGACCCAGCUACCAAGUCUUGAACAAAACGAGCGUGCAGCCCUUCAAUGUCACGGAAGCCGAGCUUGAGAAGCUCCUCAAGAUCGCCGACGACACGGACCCCGGACAGACGAACGCUAUCGACCCUGACAUCGGUGCUUUCCUCAAGCGGAACAAGCUCAUGACCUACGUCGGUCUCGCCGAUAACUUCAUCCCCGCGGGCACGACGCUCUUGUACCAUGACCGUGUCAAGGCGAAACUCGGCAACGUCGACCACUCGUUCCGUCACUUCGCUGUCCCGGGCAUGUUGCAUUGCGGGGGAGGCAACGGUGCUUACCACCUCGGCCAGGCUAGCCAACGCGACAUCUCCCUCGGAGGCUCCGCUCAGAGCGCGUCCUUCACCGCCAAGGACGAUAUGAUCCUUGCGCUCAUCGCAUGGGUCGAGAAAAACCAGGCCCCCGAUUCACUCGUCGGUGUCAACUACGUCAACGGCGACAAGCGACAGGGUGUGGCCUUUGAGCGCCUGGUUUGCUCCUGGCCCAAAAUGGGCUACCACAUGGCCGGUGACUCCAACAAGGCAUCAUCUUUCAGCUGCCAGUGA